Cladocopium goreaui is the source of this 10029-nucleotide messenger RNA. NCBI's taxonomy places the organism in Eukaryota, Dinophyceae, Suessiales, Symbiodiniaceae. The record is from the annotation of a GenBank genome assembly.
AUGACGAGCUCAUACUAUGGGAGUGGUUGGGCAACCUACGGUGUUGAACUGGACAGUUUUGAGGGGCCAUCGGAGAAGACUGGUAGCAGUGACAGUUCAGGUUGGGCGAACUGGAGCAUGGGCAGUCAUAGACUCCGGAAUGGCCAGGCAGAUGGUGGCGUGGAGAACUAUGACAUCACGUCGAAUGACUCCUACAACUUCUCGGAUGCGUCGUGGUGGCGAGGCGACGAUGCCUGGUCGUGGACGUCUUGGGAGAGUGGGUCACAGAGUAGCCGUGAAAAUUGGGUCUACGUAGGCCGUCGUGAGCGACGUUCAGAUUGGAAGAGCGAUCCAUGGCAUCAGUGGCAUGGAACGGAAGAUGGAGAUCUACAACCUGGACAAGGACGACCUUCGGGAGAAGGAGAUGGUAGCGGUGAUGAACAUCGACGCCAUGGUGCAGAAUCUGAAGGCGAUGAUGGACCCAAAGGUGAAUUACCAACUGGGAAAGUUAGCAGUGUCCACGACAAAGCGGACAAAGAGGAGGAGAAGAAACAGUUGGGAAAGGUGUCAACAUCGUAUCCCCCAGUUUUUCGAGCUCGUCAAGGAGAGAACUAUAGGGAUUGGAAGAGAUCAGUCCGUUUUUGGCUUCAUGGAGAAGGUCAACAGUUGCCUACGAGUUUGGUGGGACCACGGGUGAUGGUGCAGCUCAGAGAAAGGGCAGCGCAGUUGGUGAAGCACUUGGAGCCUGAGGAUGUGAAUGGAAAGGAUGGAUUAGCGAAGAUCUUCACCACCUUGGAGCGCACGCCCAUCGUGAAGCAGAACGAGAAGCACAGGGUGGACUGGCACAGAAAGCGGUUGCUGACGCUCAACCGCUUUGCUGGUGAAAGUCUGGAGAGCUACAUCACCAGAGCAGGGUUGUACCGAGACCAACUAGCAGGACUGGACGAUUCCCUCAACAUGGGGGAGAAGUUCUUUGUGGGGCACCUCUUGGAUCAUGCGAGACUGACGAGAAGAGACAAAGCCUUGGUGAGAACACACGCCAUCGAUGAGGGUGAGGUGGCGGUGACGGGAGCUAUGAUGGAGCUUUCGGCAGAAUUGGAAGGGGAGCCUGGCUAUCCAAUUGGUCAAGCCGAAGCACAACUCAGCGGUGCACAAGGUGAAGAACAUCUGGUGCAACGAGGUGUCCUGGGUUUUCGAUAUAAGAAGGAGAACAAGCCGGCGUUGGCAGCUGAGAUGGCGGACUUUGAGACGGCCACCAAUGCCUCGAUGGAGGGCAUUCCUGAAGAGCCUGUUGGUGAUGAGAGUUGCGAUGAUUUGGACACUACUCCAGCAGAUGUCCUUCAUGCCGAGCAUGAGGCCUUGGCGCUGCAGUACAAGGCGAAGCAGAAGAUGGCAGAGGUGAAGAAGAUGCGCAACUUUUACAGGAAGUCAGAGAAUGAUUCCAAGAAGAGUGGCAAGGGCGGAAAGUGCUUUGUCUGUGAUGAGGUGGGCCACUUUGCAAGGGAUUGCCCAAAGGUCAAAGCAGCCUUGGCGACAAACCCAGUCUUGGUUACAACUGCUACGACAAAGUCGACGCCGGAAGAGCCGGGUCAAGACUGGAAGCUUUUAGAAGAACUUUGCCGCGCUGGACGGCCUGCAGCAUCGUCCGAACGCGGAGUGUACAUGGUGCUUAGGGGAUCGUCUGGUGGGGAGAGUUUUUUGGAACCUUCAAGUCAGUUGCAUGCCCCUUUUGAAACAUGGUGGAACAUGAAGGAACUAUCCAAGAAGGUCAUUUUAGACUUGGGUUGCAUGCGCAAUGUGGUGGGCUUGCAGUGGGCAACGGAUGUGGUUCAGGAAUGGCGUGCCCAAGAACGGUUUUUGGCUUACAGCUGGAUCAAGACGACGCUGAAGCCCCAACGUUCUAUGGAGGUUCCGCUCGUGAAUCCGCCGCAAUGUCGUUUGUGCGGCCUGAUGGGCCACCGGACGUCGCAGUGCCCAGAGAUGUCCGACGACGGGGAGAAGAGCUUGGAGCUGGUGGGCGAAACCUCAUGGGAACAACAACAAGAACUGGAGUUGCACAUGGCCGAGGAGAGGAAUCUUGCGAGAAAGGAGGCUCCCAAGAACAUGGAGGUGGAGACCUACGCCAGAGAUCGGGGUCCCGCAGCUCGCGCAUCGGCGGCUUUGGGAGCCCGUCCGAGGAGCGCAGCGGCCAUGCCGAAGAAGGUGAACACGGUGGCGGUGCCGAAGAGGGACAUUCAGGGACUGACGGCAGAGGAGCUGAAGCUCAUCCAUCGGCGACGGACGCAGCAGCAAGUGCGUUCGCAACAGAAGGUGGCGACCCAGGCACUGACGGGAUGGGAGGCACCAUAUCCAUCCCUCAGCAAUGUCUUCAGCGACGAUUUGGCCUGCAACGUGAUGAAGAGCACCUGCAGUCGCCUUCGAACCUAUCUAUGGAAGAAGCUGGUGUGGCAACUGAGGGUGCGAGAGGCAGUGAAGAUCGAGUCAAAAGGGAAGAAGAUCAAGCAGGGCUUGGGUGAGGCAAGAGAACGGCAUGCCUUGGUGACGAAGUUGAAGGGCUACAAGGAGAACUAUGUGGUGAUGGAGAUCUUCGCCGGGUGUGCACGGCUCACGGCUGUGGCGAGGGAACGUCCUGGUUGGGAGGUCACGGAUCCGAUUGAUCUGAUCUAUGGGCAUGACCUUCGAGAUCCCGAUGUGCGAAAGCAGAUCAUGCGGGACAUCAAGGACAUCAAGCCGGAUCUGGUGACAUUGAGUCCUCGUUGCGGUCCCUGGUCGCAGAUGCAGAGGCUCAAUCCUAACUUGGACAAGGUCAUGGAGGCGAGAAGGGAAGAUAUCCCUCUGUGGAGAUUUUGCCGCGAAGUUUGGGAUGAGCAACAUCUCAACGGCAGGUUGGUCAUGACGGAGAACCCUGCUCAGUCAGCAGCCUUGCACAUGGACUUCAUGAUGCAACGCCCCAAUUUGCAUCGGGCGAAAAUCCCACAGUGUGCCUUUGGUCUCAAGGAUGUGGAGAGUGGCAAGCCGCACCAGAAGUUCACGGCAUUGGACGUCAACGACGAGGCCAUGAAAGAAGCCUUGAUGAUGGGAGCUGUGUGCAAUCACACCCCGGAGGAGCACCAACCCAUUGAGGGCAAUGUCUAUCAUGAGGGAAGGUGGCAGAGAAGAUCGGCAUUGGCUUCCAAAUGGCCACCUGAACUUUGUGAACAUAUUCUCCGAGCGGCUGAAGCUGCAUGGGAAAAAUGUGAUGAGGCAGCUCCACAAAAGCUCACUGAGGGCCGUGAGCCGGGUAGCUCGCAUUAUGUGUUGCCUGUGGAGCCCUACCCUACCCCGGAGGGGGAGUUGCGGCGGCAAUUGGACAAGGCUGACUGGCGUGGUGGGCAGUAUGACUAUGUGUUUUUUGAGGGUGUGGCACGUCAAGGACCUCACAAGAUACGACAAGCCUUGGCUCAUCUACAUGUGGUGCUGGGUCAUCCUUCACAAGAGCGAUUGGUGCGCAUGCUGCUGGUGAGUGGGGCGAGCACCACGGUGGUCCAGAUUGCCAAGGGUCUCAAAUGCCAGAUCUGUCAAGCAGUGCGCCCUCCUGGAGCUGAGCCUAAGGUGUCAGGCUAUCGACCAACGAAGUUUGGCGAGAAGAUCUUGGCGGACUCCUUCUUCAUUUGGGACAUCAAGGGCGAGCGGUUCAACGUCACGCACCUGAUGGAUGGCUUGACAGAGUACCACGUGGGCAGUGUCAGCAAGCAAGUUGGGGCGGACAUCACGGCCGACCUGCUCCAGAACAAGUGGUGCGCUAUCUUUGGGGCCCCUGAGGUAUUGCAGACUGACGGUGGCAAGGAGUUUGCGGAUGUGGUGCAACGCUUGACAAGGCUCCUGGAUAUCAGACAUGAAGUUGUUCCUCCUGGAGCAAAGUGGCGUCAAGGACAGGUGGAACGGCAUGGCGCCAUCGUCAAGCUCAUGGCUAUGCGGAUGGUGGUGAGUCAUCAGAUUGCAGGUCUGGAGGAUAUGAAGCUGGCGGUGACCAGCUGCUUCAAUGCAAAAAACAGACUUUGCAACCGGGCUGGCCUGUCGCCAAUGCAAGCAGUGACGGGCCGCAACACUGCAGUGCCUGUCUCAAUCAUGGACCAGUUGUGCAGCGGGCAGGUGAGGUGCACCAUCAACGAUGACUUGGAAGUGAAGGAUGCCCUGAGGCGAGCCGAGCGCAUCAGAGCUGCAGCAGUGGACAGCUUCAAUUGGGUGGACUCCUCGGAGGUUUUGAGGAAAGCCCUCCAUAGCCGUUCGAGGCCACCAUCCUUGGAAUGCUUGCAGGAGGGGAUGACGGUCUAUGUGCAUGAACCUCCACCUUCAAGAAGAGGACAACAUCGGCGGCUACAAGACCACUCGAGCUGGGAUGGUCCUGGACUGGUGGUGUGCAUUGAGAAGCAAGAUGGCGCUCCAAGGAGAGUUUGGGUGCGUUUGCGCUCAAAGGUGAGGAGCUUCCCCUUGGAGAAGAUCAGAUUGGCGACGCCGGAUGAAAUGCUGGGGUCGCAGUUUGUGAUCCAGGCAUUGGACGAGGUGACCGAGCAACUGAAGAAAGGGAAGCUGGUCAUGGAGGAGGACAAGAACAUCCCCUAUCGCACUCGUCCGGCGACAUCAGCCCCUCUUGGAGCUCAACGUAGAGGCAGUGACAUGACCUCUGACUUCAUGCUGGACGAUCAAGAAGCAACGUUGAGAGCCAGGCAAGUGCGGCGCUUGGAGUUGCAGAACGAUGUGCCAGAGUCUGUGAGAAAGGCGAUCUCAUCUGGUUCAAGCAGCGCAGCGACUAGUGCUGCGCUUGUGAGAGGGCUGCAGCCUGAUGAGAGGGCUGAAUUACUUGAAGAAGAUGAUGAGAUGCCGGCAUUGACAGAAAGUGCUGGAGAAGAACGAGAUGAGCAGAUGACCUCGCUGGAGCUCUCCAAGCACAAGAAGGGCGUUCCAUCAAAGCUGACUGAGGCACAACUACGGAGUGGCAUGGCUACGGCAAGCUCCCAUGUGAAGAACAUCCGAAAGAUGAUCCGCAAGUCACGACAAGGGCAAGCAGCACAAGAAGCCCGCCGUCGGCGUUCAGACCAACACGCUGCUGCAAGUGUGGUGAUGUAUGCGGAAAAGGUGGAUCAAGAAUGUGAGCAAGCUUGGCAAGACGCCAUAGGGGAGAUGGACCUGCAGGAGGCCUUUUGGACACAGCCAGAAGUGGUAGAGCAAAGCUUGAAAGAUAUGGAAGACGUGAGGCAACAGCGAGCAAAGGAGCAUGAGGCCGCCGUGGCUGACAGCAAGGUGGUCACGGGCAAAGCUCGCUUGGAGUUCAAUUGGCUGAAGCUGGACGAACAAUGGCGCGCCGCCUUCAAGGAUCCUAUCUUGAAGGCCAUCCAGAUCUACUUUGAUCAUGACGCGCUGGAGGGCGUCCCCAACGACAAGUUCAUUGACCCAAAGCGGAUCUUGAAUUCACGUUUUGUUUUGACCAACAAAGGCGGGUAUCUUUUGGAGGAGGCACAGUUGAAGGCCAGGCUGAUCCUGGGUGGGCACAAGGACCCAGACAUGGGGCGCUAUGCUACAUUGGCGCCGACUGCGGCAUUGCUGGCGCACAACCUGAUCAAUUGGAUCAGUGUCCAGAUGGGCUGGGUUGUGCACUACGAGGAUGUCUCCAGCGCCUUCCUUCAAGGAAAACAUCUUCCUCCCGAGCGUGAAGUUUACAUCAGACUUCCCAAGGGCUACCCAGAGUAUGUGCAGGAGUUCAUUCGAAUGAAGCUGGGCUUGGACUAUCGCCAGGACCUCCUCAAGAUGACGAAGGGCGGCUUUGGGCUUCCAGAGAGCCCACGCUUAUGGUACUUGGAGUACAGUGACACCUUGACCACAUGUGGGAUGAAGGAGCUACACUUGCUCCCUGGAGUCUUUGCCGCCUUCCAUGAGGAUGGUUCUUUGAGGGCCCUGGCGUGCAUCCACGUGGACGACACGCGCUAUGCUGGGGACAAGAGUGCCGAUGAGAUCUGGAAGAAGGUUCAUGAACGUUUGAACUUUGGGAAGCUGAGGAAAGCAACAGAUGGGUGGACAAAAUUUUGUGGGCGCUGGGAGAGGCAGAAUGUCGAGACGUUGGAGUUUGAGUAUUCCAUGGAGGAGUACGCCAAGAAUGUUGAAAAGAUGAACAUCAAGAAGACGUCUGAGGAGCACAUCACAGCUGAAGAAAAAUUGGAGAUGUCCUCGCUCAUUGGACAACUCAACUGGAUGAGCAGGCAAGGCCGAUACGAUCUGGCCUAUGGUGUGUCCCAUGUGCAGCAGUUGGCGGCCAAGCAGGGACGCGACUCUUUGGAGUGGCUCAACAAGGUCAUCUACCGGGCCAAACAUCCAUCAGUGCAGGUGGUGAAGAAGUUGGAUGAUUGGAAGAACAUGGUGGUAGUGUCCGCCAGUGAUGCUGCUUAUGGUGCUCAGCCGGGAGGUCACAGUCAAGGAGGCCUGGUGAUAUGUCUGGCCGAUGCCUCCAUCCUCACAGGAGAAGCCAAGCUAUGUGUGGUGGAGGCGGCCAGCAUGAAGAUCCAGAGGAUUGUCAGGUGCAGCAUGAGUGCCGAGGUCAGCAUGUGCGCUACGGCAUUUGAGCACGGUGACUUCGUGCGGGCGGCCUUGGCUGAGAUGUUGCACCGUGACUUUCAGUUGCGACACUGGAAGUUGUGGGCGAGCAAAUGGCCCCACUAUCUAGUGCUGGACGCGAAGACUGGCUUCGAUGUGCUCACGAACGAGAGCCAGACCACGGAUCGCAAGAUUCAGAUUGACUUGGCGGUGCUCAAGCAAGCGUUGAUGGAGGAUGCCACCAACGCCUUUGUGAAGUGGGUUCCCGGCCAUCACAUGGUGGCCGAUGCAAUGACAAAGUGGUACGGCAACGGCGCUCUGAUCCGCGCUCUGACCGAAGGGGUUUGGUCCUUGAAGGACACUGAGGAGGCAAAUGGCCUUCGUCGUGAAGCUGCCCGAAAGAGGCAUUUGUAUAAGCAAGAAGCCCGCAUGGCAGAGAAUUAUGCAUCUGAAGGCGCGGAUGUCCCAGUCCAAGAAACCAAAUCGCUUGGCAAGGGCCCUUUCAUUGUCAUCGCAGACAAAAACAGGAGACGUUCGGAGAGAGGGAUGCUAAUCCUUGCACCGGAGAAGAAAGAGACCGCCUGGAAGCAUGCGCUGAAUCUUUGGUCAGGCAGGCUGAGGCCGCUAUUGGAAAGCUUUGCCUUCAGGGUUACCUUGGUGGCAUGUCUCAUCUUUGCCCUCUUUGGUGGGGGAUUGUUUGUGAUGUUUGACAUUCCCGAUGACCCAGGGAUCCCCAUUUUGGAUGCCCUGAUGAUCGUGGUGAUGGUCCUCUUUGUGCUUGAAAUGGUGAUCAAUGGCAUCGUGGACUAUAAAACUUAUCCUUUGUCCUUCUUCUUCUGGAUGGACGCGCUAGGCACGGUGUCCAUGAUCUUUGAGAUCAGCAGCCUGCUGGGCCCUGGGGGCAAGAUGCAAACCAGCGGUGGUGGAGUGGAUGCCACUCUCAUCCGCGUGGCGCGUGUGGCCAAGGUGGGUGCCCGGGUGGGUCGAUUGUCCAAACUCAUGAAGUGCAUCAGCUACUACCUGAAGGCACCCGGCUACACCAAGGGCGGUCAUGACAAGGAUAAGAGGCUCGACUUGUCGUUGAGCCCAGGGGAGAUCGGGGAGAAUUCUGGCAGGUCGCAGAACCCAGCGGAAGCCAAGAAGCUUUCGGGUCGAUUGAUGUUGACGCUCUCCACCAAGGUGUCACUGCUGACCAUUCUGCUGGUACUGGCGAUUCCUUUCUUCUCCAUCGCACAGUAUCCAGAGCAGGAUCUCUCGAUGCUGGUAUGGGGCAACAAACUGGAAGCCGACUAUCAGCGAUGCUAUAGUGAUCUCAAUACCACGUCGAUGAAUACAAGCUCCUUGUUGGAGGACUCUGUACGAGAAAUGAUGACCUUUUAUGCUGUAGGCACUGCCAACUACUUCCCCUAUCGCUUAGACACCUUCACCGAGCAGGUGACCCUGCCAGAUGGCAGGCAAGUCACAAUCCCCGGAGCCUCCCUUUUGGACUCCCAAGCUGCUCCCAGACAGUUGUCUGAUGUGAUGCGGAUUACGGUUGGGGAACUUGGUGGUUGCGAGCGGACACUCAAUAGCGCUGGCUUCCUUUCACUCCGUGAUGACUCACCGCCAGAAGAGGAAGAUGAACAACAGCAGUUUGGACAGGUCGCAGUACCUGCAUCGGCACAGGCAGAUCAGGCAGCUGCCAGCUCCGAUCCGCCCAUCCCAGUGCCAGAUCAGGCUGCUUUAGCUGCUGCGCAUGCGGAGGGCACUUGUGCACCUUGUGUCUUUCAUCUUGUGACCGGGGGUUGUAUCAAGGGACAAACUUGCACAUAUUGUCACCUGGAACAUCCCAACGUCCGGGCUUCGCGCACGCGCCGGGUGCGGAAACAGACGCGGGACAAGGUGAAGCGGCGUGUCUUGCCCCUCUUUCGUCCACCACUGGACUUGCAAGAGAGGCAUGAUGCUCUGCAACAAGAAGCAGCAAGCCAUGAAUAUGCACGGCGGCUCAUCAUAGGAUAUUUGGAGGAGCCGGAGCGCGUGGCUCAGGACCUACAGGCUCUGGAAGAGGAGGAUGACACUGCUCUUAACGCUCCCCACCCAUCCAUUCCGGCGCCGGAGCGGCGCGAGAGCAGUCCUGCGAAUUUGUACUUCAACUUCUACAGCCCUCGUCGCAUUGAAGUGGCUUUGGACAUGGGGCUUGCCGCCUUCAUCAUUUUGCUGAUGAUCUUUGUCUCGGCCAACUUGAACCAGACGUUGCACAAGUUGGUGGUGCAACCCAUGGAAAGCAUGCUGUCGGUGGUGAAAGAUAACGCCUCCGAAUUGCUGAAGCAGUUUGGCCUAGAAGAUGAUAUGGAGCCCAUGGGCGACGCAGAUGAGGAUUUGGAAGAAACUGAACUGCUGGAGGGCAUCUUCAAAAAGUUCGCGCGCCUGGCCUCCCUGGCCGCGGGACGCAACGAAGCCACGGCUGAGGAGUUGGCAGGCAUGGAUGAAUCUGCUAGGGGUGUGAUGAUGGAGAUGAUGAACGUGCAGGUCGCCACCGCUGCACCCGUACAAGAGACCAGUGCCAACACCUCGCUGCGCGCCAGUGCCAUUUCUGCUCCUCCCACGGGAUCGGAAGGCCUGGAAGAAAACCACCAUGUGAUGGCUCUGUCUGACCUGCCGGAUGUGCCGGUCAUUGCCUCACUGCCGGUGUCCAGGGACACCAUUGAGUCCUUUGACCUUGACGUCCUGGACCUGGACUCGGAGGGUCAAACCAAGGUUGCAGUUCACAUUUUUUUCGACACAGCGGUCGGCAAGACCACGGGACGCUACUGGUCCGAGGCUUUGACCUUCAAGCGAUUUCAUGCAGUGGUCAAAGCAGGUUAUAACAAUUUGCCUUACCACAACUACACGCAUGCGUGCGACGUGCUUCACACGGUCUAUCGCUUGCUGAGCUUAACGUCAGCCAGACAAUGGCUGGGAAGCGUGGACCAGUACGCCCUCUUAGUGGCGGCCCUAUGUCAUGACAUCGGCCAUCAGGGCAGGACCAACCCCUUCCUGGUGGAACUCGGAAACGAGCUGGCACUGCGCUACAACGACAAGUCACCGUUGGAGAACAUGCACUGUGCCAAGCUCUUUGAGAUCGCGUCCAACCAGGACACAGAUGUCUUCAAACAGAUGGACAAGGAAACAAAGAAACAAGCCAGGCGUAUUUGUAUUGCAGCGAUCUUGCACACGGACAACGUGAACCACUUUGAGAUGGUCCGCGAAAUCAGCAAGAUCUAUGAGAUGGCGUCGGACCUUUGCGAGUUGCAAGCCAGCCAGCCCGACCUCCUUCCCCAAUACAUCGAGCAGGUGAUGCAGAAGAACUCUCUGCAGUGGCUGGAGCUGUUCUUGCACUUUGCCGAUGUAUCGAAUCCUUUGAAGCCCUUCCCAGCCUGGGGACUCGGGAGAUUCCGGGAGCAUCAAGGGAUGGUCAUCCAAGUCAUCCAACUCGAAGUCACUUCGCAAACAGUGUCUAGAGUCUAG